GUUUAGCCCAGUCAGGUGCCUGGGGUUGCUUUGAUGAAUUUAACCGCAUUGAACUUCCAGUUUUAUCAGUAGCUGCUCAGCAGAUAUAUAUUGUACUUCAGUGUAAGAAAAAUAAGAAACCUCAGUUCGUUUUCACUGAUGGUGAUGUUGUUGACAUGGACAGAGAAUUUGGUAUAUUUCUGACUAUGAAUCCUGGCUAUGCAGGACGACAGGAACUUCCAGAAAAUCUGAAGAUUCAGUUUCGCACAGUUGCUAUGAUGGUGCCUGACCGUAGCAUUAUUAUGCGAGUCAAGCUGGCAAGUGCUGGUUUCCGAGACAACCAAGUCCUUAGUCGAAAAUUCUAUACACUCUAUAAACUCUGUGAAGAGCAGUUAUCUAAACAGGUUCACUAUGACUUCGGGCUUAGAAAUAUCCUGUCUGUUUUAAGAACACUUGGAGCAGUGAAAAGAUCUAAUCCCAAAGAGCCAGAGAAAACCAUAGUGAUGAGAGUUCUGCGGGACAUGAACCUCUCCAAACUGGUGGAUGAAGAUGAACCUUUAUUUAUGAGUCUCAUUAAUGACCUAUUCCCUGGAAUUACUCUGGAUAAAGCUGGGUAUCCUGAGCUACAGUCAGCCAUUCAGAAACAGGCAGAGAAAGCAGGGCUUAUUCAUCACCCACCAUGGAUACUUAAACUCAUUCAGCUGUAUGAAACUCAACGAGUCCGACAUGGUAUGAUGACUCUAGGUCCAACUGGUGCAGGAAAGACAAAAUGCAUUAAUAUUUUGAUGAAAGCAAUGACAGAUUGUGGUGCUCCUCAUAAAGAGAUGAGAAUGAACCCAAAGGCAAUCACAGCUUCCCAGAUGUUUGGUACCCUUGAUGUUGCUACAAAUGACUGGACAGAUGGGAUUUUCUCUACAUUAUGGAGAAAAACUUUAAAAGCAAAGAAGGGUGAGCAUAUCUGGAUAGUUUUGGAUGGACCUGUUGAUGCAAUAUGGAUUGAAAAUCUGAACUCUGUUCUGGACGAUAAUAAGACCCUUACUUUGGCCAAUGGAGAUCGUAUUCCGAUGUCCCCCAAUUGCAAAAUUAUUUUUGAACCUCACAACAUUGACAAUGCUUCCCCUGCAACAGUUUCUCGUAAUGGGAUGGUCUUCAUGAGCUCUUCAGUGUUAGACUGGAAGCCUAUUUUAAGAGCUUGGCUGCAAACGCUACCUGUUACAUACUCUGAAGUCCUAUGGAAUUGCUUUAACGCUGUAUUUCAGGAUGUGAUAGAUUUUGUUUUCUCUGCUGUGACACCAAAAAUGCCAAUUUUAGAAUGUAUGUACAUCAAACAAGCUAUUGACCUCCUACAGGGUUUAUUGUCCGACCGAUAUGAGAAGCAGCUCAGCGAGGAACAUAUUGCGCGCUUGUUUGUUUUUGCUGUAAUGUGGUCAGCCGGAGCUCUUUUGGAACCGGAUGACAGGCUGAAAAUGGAGCUGUUCCUACGGAAGCACUCCGCAGUGAAAGAACUUCCAGCUGUGAACGGAGAAGAAACCAUGUUUGAAUUUGGUAUCAAUGCCAGUGGCCAGUGGGAGCACUGGUCAAAGAAGGUCCCUGAAUAUACUUACCCUAAAGAUUCAGUACCAGAAUAUACUUCCAUUCUAGUUCCAAAUGUAGACAGUGUCCGAACAGGCUUUCUAAUGCACACUAUCAUGAGGCAAGGAAAAGCAGUUCUGCUAACUGGGGAACAAGGAACAGCAAAAACAGUUAUGAUUAAGGAUUACACAAGCAAGUAUGAUCCUGAUGUUCACUUGACCAAAUGCCUAAACUUUUCUUCUGCAACUCUGCCAAAUAUGUUCCAGAGGAGCAUAGAAAGUUACAUAGAUAAAAGAAUGGGCACCACAUAUGGUCCUCCGGCAGGGAAGAAAAUGACUGUCUUUAUUGAUGACAUCAACAUGCCUGUGAUUAAUGAAUGGGGUGAUCAGAUCACCAAUGAGAUUGUAAGACAGCUGAUGGAACAGAAAGGUUUCUACAAUUUGGAGAAGCCAGGAGAAUUCACAAAUGUGGUUGACAUCCAGUUUGUAGCUGCUAUGAUUCACCCUGGGGGAGGUCGGAAUGACAUCCCACAGCGCCUGAAACGCCAGUUCACCAUCUACAACUGCACACUGCCUUCCAGUUCCUCUAUUGACAAAAUAUUUCAAACAAUAGCUGAAGGCUAUUUCUGUGAACAACGAGGUUUCCCUGCAGAAAUAUGUAAACUGGCUUCAGCAUUAGUAUCUACAACUCGAAAGGUUUGGCAGACAACAAAAGCGAAGAUGUUACCAACUCCAGCUAAAUUUCAUUACAUCUUUAAUUUACGAGACCUCAGUCGUAUUUGGCAAGGAAUACUUACAGUUACUUCUGAAGUCUGCCAGAGCAUCAGUAUUUUGGUAGCCUUGUUUCAGCAUGAAUGCAGACGUGUUAUAGCAGACAGGUUCAUCAGCCAGAGUGAUAAAGACUGGUUUGAAGAUACGAUGAAAAAGAUUGCUUCUGCAGAACAUAGUCAAAAUCUAUUUGAAGAUAAAUCCACAGAAUUAUACUUUGUGGAUUUCUUGCGUGAUGUCCCAGAAGCUACUGGAGAUGAACCUGAUGACGCAGAGUUGAAGGCUCCUAAAAUUUACGAGCCUAUCCCAUCUUUGGAUUAUUUGGCUGAAAGAUUACAGAUGUUCAUGCAACAGUACAAUGAAACCAUCAGAGGAUCAAAGAUGGAUUUAGUGUUUUUCAAGGAUGCAAUCAUCCAUUUGAUUAAAAUAUCACGGAUUAUUCGUACUCCACAAGGAAAUGCAUUGUUGGUGGGUGUGGGUGGAUCUGGAAAACAGAGUCUGACCAGACUAGCAUCAUAUAUUGCUGGAUAUGAGAGCUUUCAGAUUACUUUAACAAGAACAUAUGCCACCAAUAACCUUUUGGAUGAUCUGAAAAUUUUGUACCGCACUGCUGGGCAAAAAGGAAAGGGCAUUGUCUUUGUAUUCACAGACAAUGAAAUCAGAGAUGAAUCAUUUCUUGAGUACAUGAACAAUGUUCUGGCUUCAGGUGAAGUCUCAAAUCUUUUUGCACGAGAUGAAAUAGGUGAAAUCACACAAGACCUGAUACCGGCAAUGAAGAAGGAGUAUCCAAGGCGUACUCCCACUGGUGAAAAUCUUUAUAAUUACUUUCUUGCUCGAGUUCGUAAUAAUCUGCAUGUCGUCCUUUGUUUUUCUCCGGUUGGGGAAAAAUUCAGAACUCGUGCACUCAAAUUUCCAGGUCUGAUUUCAGGCUGUACCAUGGACUGGUUCCAGCGCUGGCCUAAAGAUGCUCUUGUAGCAGUUGCACAGCAUUUUUUAGCUUCCUACCAUAUUGAGUGCACAGAUGAAGUGAAACAGAGUGUUGUUAACACCAUGGGAACAUUUCAAGAUAUUGUAGCUGAAAAAUGUGUUGAAUACUUUGAACGAUAUAGGCGACGAACAUUUGUGACUCCAAAAUCUUACCUGUCCUUCAUUGGAGGCUACAAAGCUAUUUACAAAGAGAAGUUUGCCAAUGUUGGAAGUUUAUCUGAACGCAUGAGAACAGGUCUUGCAAAACUGAUGGAAGCUGAGGUUUCAGUAAAUCAGCUCUCCAAAGAGUUGGUGGUGAAGGAGAAAGAUUUGGCUGCAGCUUCAAAAAAAGCUGAUGAAGUUUUAUUGGAAGUAACUAUGAAAGCCCAAGCUGCCGAAAAGGUGAAAAUGCAGGUGCAGAAGGUAAAAGACAAGGCUCAGGCCAUUGUGGAUGACAUUGCCAUUGAUAAAGCAGCAGCAGAAGAGAAGCUUGAAGCUGCAAGACCUGCAUUGGAAGAAGCCGAGGCAGCCCUGCAGACAAUAAAACCUUCUGACAUAGCAACUGUUCGCAAACUGGGUAAACCUCCUCACUUGAUAAUGCGAAUUAUGGAUUGUGUGCUACUUUUAUUCCAAAGAAAAAUAGACUCAGUAACACCUGAUCAAGAACGCCCAUGUGUGAAGCCAUCGUGGACUGAGGCUUUGAAGCUAAUGAAUAAUUCAGGAUUUCUUAGCAUGUUGCUUACUUUCCAGAAGGACUCAAUUACAGGAGAAACUGUGGAGCUUUUAGAGCCUUAUUUGGAUAUGGAGGAUUAUAAUCUUGAGACUGCUAAAAAAGUGUGUGGAAAUGUCGCAGGUCUUUGCUCAUGGACACAAGCAAUGGCUUACUUCUACAGUAUUAAUAAAGAAGUUCUUCCUCUUAAGGCAAAUUUAGCCUUGCAAGAGGGAAGACUUGCAGCUGCCCAAACAGAACUGAAUAAUGCACAAAUUCAGCUGGAUGAGAAGCAAAUGGAACUGGAUCAAGUACAAGCCAUGUAUGAUACUGCUAUGAAAGAGAAGCAGGCCUUACUUGAUGAUGCUGAGGCAUGCAGAAGGAAGAUGAACAAUGCCACAGCUUUGAUUGAAGGAUUACGUGGAGAAAAGCUUCGUUGGACAGCAAGCAGCAAAAACUUUCAAAAUCAAAUUAUUCAUUUAGUGGGGAAUGUUCUUCUGGCCACUGGAUUUCUCUCUUACUCUGGACCUUUCAAUCAAGAGUACAGGAAUUUGCUGCUUCAAUUGUGGAAGAAAGAGAUGGACAACAGCAAGAUUCCAUACAGUAAUGACCUGAACCUUACUGGUAUGCUUGUUGACAAUGCUACAGUGGGUGAAUGGAAUCUCCAGGGUCUUCCGAACGAUGACCUUUCAAUUCAGAAUGGCAUCAUUGUCACAAAAGCAUCUAGAUAUCCUUUGCUGAUUGAUCCGCAAGGUCAAGGAAAGAUCUGGAUUAAAAAUAAGGAAAAGAAUAAUGGACUCCAGGUUACAGCUAUGAACCACAAGUUCUUCAGAAGUCAUAUAGAAGACUGCCUGUCCCUUGGCCGACCUUUGUUAAUUGAAGAUGUUGGAGAGGAACUUGAUCCUGCUUUAGAUAACAUCUUGGAAAAAAAUUUCAUAAAAUCUGGUUCAGCACACAAAGUGAAAGUAGGUGACAAGGAGGUAGAUCUGAUGAAGGGGUUUAGCCUUUAUAUGACAACAAAAUUGGCUAAUCCUGCCUAUACUCCAGAAAUCAGUGCAAGAACAACUGUGAUUGACUUUACUGUUACUAUGAAAGGGCUGGAAGAUCAGCUCCUUGGCCGUGUCAUCCUCACAGAGAAACAGGAACUGGAGGCAGAAAGAGUCAAACUGAUGGAAGAAGUGACAUCUAACAAGAGGAAAAUGCAGGAGCUUGAAGAUAAUCUACUCUUCCGUCUAACUAGUACGGAGGGCUCUUUGGUUGAAGAUGAGUCUCUGAUAGAAGUCCUGAGAAUCACUAAAACAACAGCAGAAGAGGUCAGUGAAAAAUUAAACAUAGCAGCGGAGACAGAGGUGAAAAUCAAUACUGCACGUGAAGAGUAUCGGCCUGUUGCUGGUCGUGGUAGCAUCCUUUAUUUCCUAAUUGUGGAAAUGAGCUUAGUUAAUGUCAUGUACCAAACAUCCUUACGGCAGUUCCUUGGCAUUUUUGACCUAUCAGUGGAAAGAUCUCGGAAAUCUCAGAUCACAGCAAAAAGGAUAGCAUAUGUAAUCGAGCAUCUCACCUAUGAAGUCUUCAAGUACACAGUUCGAGGGCUGUAUGAAAAUCACAGAUUCCUGUUUACAUUGCUUCUGGCACUGAAGAUUGACUUGCAGGCCAAGAAGAUUUCACACACAGAGUUUGAGACACUGGUCAAAGGAGGUGCCAGUUUGGAUCUGAAUUCUGUGGAACCAAAACCAAAAAAGUGGAUCCUUGACAUGACAUGGCUCAAUCUUGUGCAGUUAUCUAGCUUGUACCCUUUUAAUCAACUUCUGAUGCAAGUUGUUAGGAAUGAGAAGUCUUGGAAAGCUUGGUUUGAUGAAGAAGCACCUGAAAAAGCUGUUAUUCCUGAUGGGUAUGACAGCUUACUGGAUCAAUUCCGUAAACUGCUCCUUGUCCGUAGCUGGUGCCCUGAUCAUACCGUUGCCCAAGCUCGACACUACAUUGCAGAAUCUCUUGGAGGGAAAUACGCAGAAGGAUUUAUUCUUGAAAUGGAAGCAAUGUGGACAGAAAGCGACUGUCGAACACCUUUAACAUGCUUUUUAUCAAUGGGGUCUGACCCCACUGAAAAUAUAGAACGUCUUGCAAAAUCAAAGAACAUUCCCUGUCGUGCCAUUUCAAUGGGUCAGGGCCAGGAAGUCCAUGCAAGGCGCCUGUUAAAUCAGUGCAUGCAAGAUGGAGGAUGGCUCCUUCUGCAGAACUGCCACCUUGGCUUGGAGUUUCUUAGUGAAUUAAUGGACACCAUCACAACAACAGAAUCUAUGAGUGAAGGUUUCAGGACCUGGAUCACUACAGAGGCUCACCCAGAGUUUCCUAUUAAUCUUUUACAGUCCUCUAUCAAAUUUACUAAUGAACCCCCUCAAGGUGUGAAAGCUGGCUUAAAACGAACAUACUCAGCUGUUACUCAGGAUCACCUAGAAGUGAGCAACAUGCCACAGUGGAAACCACUGCUAUAUGCUGUAGCAUUUCUUCACACAACUGUUCAGGAAAGACGAAAGUUUGGUUCAUUGGGCUGGAAUAUUCCUUAUGAAUUUAAUCAGGCAGACUUUGCAGCCAGCGUGCAAUUUGUUCAGAAUCAUUUGGAUGAUAUGGACAUUAAACAUGGAGUGAACUGGAGCUGUGUUCGCUAUAUGCUUGGAGAAGUACAGUAUGGUGGCCGUGUAACUGAUGACCUUGACAAAGCACUGCUGAAUACAUAUGCAAGAGUGUGGUUUGGAGAGCAUAUGUUUAGUGAACAAUUUUGUUUCUACAAAGAUUAUAUUAUUCCAAAAGGGAAAACAGUUGAAGACUAUCUCCACUACAUAGAGCAAUUGCCAGUGAUUGAUACACCUGAGGUAUUUGGACUUCACCCUAAUGCAGAUAUAACUUACCAGACUAACCUGGCUAAUGAGACAUUAAGUACAAUAGUGAGCAUCCAGCCCAAAGACAGCAGCACUGGAGGAGGAGAAACCCGAGAAGCAGUGGUGCAGCGUCUUGCUGAUGAGAUGCUAGAGAAGUUACCUGCAGAUUAUAACCCUCAUGAGGUAUAUGCUGCUUUAUAGAUACAGAUGGUUUAU
Messenger RNA from Fulmarus glacialis (Northern fulmar), 7082 nucleotides. RefSeq names its product dynein heavy chain 5, axonemal-like. Gene Ontology annotation, biological process: microtubule-based movement. The transcript is spliced from 31 exons. Gene Ontology annotation, molecular function: dynein intermediate chain binding; dynein light intermediate chain binding; ATP binding. Gene Ontology annotation, cellular component: dynein complex. NCBI's taxonomy places the organism in Eukaryota, Metazoa, Chordata, Aves, Procellariiformes, Procellariidae. The record is from RefSeq and is a predicted model, not a curated record. The annotation marks the transcript as partial.